AUGGAGAAAUAUUUUAAAAGAAAAUUGAUGGAACCAUCAUCUCCUUUGAAGAAAUGUAAUAAUAGUAAUGAAAGGUCAAUCACUGAAGUAAAAUUAGAAGAUUUACCAGCAAAUCCUGGUCUAAGGAUUAGAAUUCUUGAUUACAAUUGUAAUAUUCGUGAUGAAGUUCGUAGAGCAUAUCUACAAAAAGGACCUUGCCAACCUCGAAAUCAUACUUUUCCGUUGAAGAAAUUCGGGUCACAGUCAAGAAGAUUUAAUCCAAUUUGGUUUACUGAAUAUCCUAAUUGGUUGGAAUAUAGUAUUUCAAAAGAUGCUGUCUACUGUUUAUGUUGUUAUUUAUUCAAAUCAGAAGUUGGAGAACAAUCAGGACGUGACCAUUUUGUUAGUGAAGGAUUUUCAAAUUGGAAGAAAAAAGAGAAAUUGCAAACUCAUGUUGGAGGACCAAAUAGUGCACAUAACCAAGCUUGGGGCAAAUGUGAAGCUCUUUUAAAUCAAAAGAUUCGAUUAGGUGCAACAAUUGAUUGUGCUCGAUUUUUGUUACAACAAGGUCUUCCAUUUCGUGGGUAUGAUGAAACUGAAGAUUCAAAAAUUCAAGGUAACUUUCUUGAUGAAAACUUGAAAUUGACUGCACCAGACAUCCAAAAAGAUAUUGUGAAUUGUAUUGCAGUAGAAAUUGUCAAUUCAAUCAUACAAGAUAUUGGUGAUAAGUUGUUUUCAAUUUUGAUUGAUGAGUCGAAGGAUAUAUCUUCAAAGGAGCAAAUGUCAAUUGUGUUGAGAUAUGUAGACAAAAGGUGUGUGAUUGAGCGAUUUGUCGGUAUUGUACAUGUUACCGAUACAAGUUCUUUAUCACUUAAAGAAGCUAUUGAUGGAUUCUUUUCUAUACAUGGAUUAAGCAUGACAAGUUUGCGUGGACAAGGUUAUGAUGGAGCAAGCAAUAUGCGAGGAGAAUUUAAUGGAUUGAAAACAUUAAUUUUGAGAGAAAAUGAAUGUGCAUUUUACAUUCAUUGUUUCUCUCAUCAACUUCAAUUAGCUUUGGUAGCUAUUGCAAAAAAUCAUGUAGAGAUCGCUAGUCUUUUUCUUUUAGUUGUAAAUGUGGUGAAUGUUAUUGGUGCAUCAGCAAAACGUCGAGACAUGUUAAGAGAGAAACAUAGUGCCAACACUUUUGAAGCUCUGAAUAAUGGUGAGCUGUCAAGUGGAAGAGGAUUAAAUCAGGAAACAAUGAUUAAACGACCAGGAGAUACACGGUGGGGAUCACACUACAUCACUUUGGUGAGAUGUAUUUCAAUGUUCUCAUCCAUUUGUGAGGUACUUGAGAUAAUCAUAGAUGAUGGAUCAAAUUCUGAACAAAAAUAUGAAGCAAAGGUUCUAAUGAAUUCAAUCCAAUCAUUUGACUUCGUUUUUCAUGUGCAUCUUAUGAAAACUAUCUUGGGAAUCACAAAUGAUUUAUCUCAAGUACUACAGAGAAAAGAUCAGGAUAUUGUGAAUGCAAUGAAUUUGGUCAAGAUUUGUAAAGUAAGAUUACAGUUAAUGACAGAGUCAAGAUGGCAAUCAUUGUUGGAUGAAGUUUCAAGUUUUUGUAAUAAGCAUGUUAUUGACAUGCAACUUCAAGAGUUAAAUAAUCGUUUCAGUGAGAAAAGCACCGAGUUGCUUCUUUGUGUGGCAUGUCUCAAUCCAAGCAACUCAUUUACUGCUUUUGACAGACAAAAGCUCAUUUGCCUUGCACAAUUUUAUCCUAGAGAUUUUUCAACUACGGAGCUUCUUAUUCUUGAAGAUCAGCUUCAAAAUUACAUCAUUGAUGUGUGUUCAGAUAAUAUGUUUGUUGGGUUAACAAGUAUUGGUGAUCUUUCUCAAAAAAUGGUGAUAACAACUAAAGAUAAAGUGUACCCAUUAGUCUAUCGAUUGCUUACCUUAGCAUUGAUCUUACCAGUUACAACGGCUACCGUGGAGAGGACAUUUUCUGCUAUGAGCAUUAUAAAGACUUAG
Molecule: messenger RNA, 1983 nt
Organism: Cucumis melo (muskmelon)
Lineage: Eukaryota; Viridiplantae; Streptophyta; Magnoliopsida; Cucurbitales; Cucurbitaceae
Exons: 4
Coding region: 1-1983 (660 amino acids)
Molecular function (GO): protein dimerization activity
Source: RefSeq, a predicted model, not a curated record